Bradysia coprophila is the source of this 1226-nucleotide messenger RNA. RefSeq names its product obstructor-A (gene obst-A). Gene Ontology annotation, cellular component: extracellular region. NCBI's taxonomy places the organism in Eukaryota, Metazoa, Arthropoda, Insecta, Diptera, Sciaridae. Gene Ontology annotation, molecular function: chitin binding. The record is from RefSeq and is a predicted model, not a curated record.
AAUAAAAGACACAAUUUUUCAAGAAGGGAGUCAUCAAAAGUGAGAGUAAAGCGAUUUAUUCCGCAGUCAAAUAUUAACCGUUGAGCGUUAAGGUGUUUGAAGACAAUAAUAACAAAACUUUACAGAAUAAUAAUAAAAAAAGAAGCGAAAAAUUAUAGUUUUACAUUUGUUUUAGUUUUACUAAUUUAACAACAAAAAAAUAAAAAAUAUGAAUAAAUACGUGGUUUUGUUCGCUGCGGUUGCGGUGGCUGUUACAAAUGCUCAAUUCAAAUGCCCCAACGAUAAAUAUGGACAGUACAGAGAUGAAGUACAAUGUGAUAAGUACUACGAGUGUGUCGAUGGCCGUGCCACAGAAAAAAUAUGUCCCGAUGGCUUAGUAUUCGACGAGACAAUUAGACUAAAGAAUAAGUGCGAUCAGCCAUUCAACGUCGAUUGCGAGGAUCGUAUUGAACUUCAACCACCCAAGAGCAAUCGACUCUGUCCACGAAAGAACGGAUUUUUCGCCCAUCCAGAUGCUUCCGUUUGUAACAUUUUCUACAAUUGCAUUGACAGCGAAGCCAUCGAAAUCAAAUGUACAGCUGGACUUCAUUUCGACGAAUACACUGGAACUUGUGUCUGGCCCGACUCAAUCAAACGUGAAGGAUGCAACGCCGAAAACAGAACAACGAAAGACGGUUUUGAAUGUCCAUCUGAAGCAAUCAAAGGAACUGAUAUCAACGGUCAAACCAUUGCUCAUCCAAGAUUCCCUCACCCAACUGACUGCCAACGAUUCUAUGUCUGUCUGAACGGUGUUGAUGCUCGUGACUUGGGCUGCCAAGUUGGCCAGGUGUACAAUGAUGUCACACAGAAUUGCGAUGCUCCAGAAAAUGUUCCUGGAUGUGAGGACUGGUACACUGGUACUGAAGACGAUGUGAAAGAGACAAAGCGAACCAAAUAAAAGUCUGCCAUUUAGUGUAAUAAAUUAAAUUUGCAUGAACUGAUUGUUUGAGAAUGACUGAGCAACGUUUUUAUUUUGUUUGUGUUUUUGAUGUAAUUUUGCAAUAAUUGACCAAAUUUUUUCAUCUAUUUUCUAUUUAACGCAUUUUUAUUUUAAUCUUUAUUGAUACUCUAUCCGCUAACAACAUCCUCUCUGACUACUCUUUUUCCUUUCACUUCUUUUCUAUGAUUUACUAAUUUCACGCUUGAAAUACUUAAAGUUUCUCUUUUUUUCUGCGACUAUUUUUCUU